Amphibalanus amphitrite is the source of this 1232-nucleotide messenger RNA. Its product is annotated as neurotrophin 1-like. The coding region runs from base 62 to 847 and encodes 261 amino acids. Gene Ontology annotation, molecular function: growth factor activity; Toll binding. NCBI's taxonomy places the organism in Eukaryota, Metazoa, Arthropoda, Thecostraca, Balanomorpha, Balanidae. The record is from RefSeq and is a predicted model, not a curated record. Gene Ontology annotation, biological process: innate immune response; central nervous system formation; regulation of Toll signaling pathway. The transcript has 7 exons. Gene Ontology annotation, cellular component: extracellular region.
GUCGGACCGAUAGCACACACGGCCAGACCGUCCGACAACAGACUCCGACCAAAGAGACAGCAUGGCGUUCAGAUUUGUGCUGGCUGCCGCGGUGGCGGCCGUCGCCUCUAGCGCGGCUCCCCCGAGCUAUCACUCCACCACUUACGCCCCGCCGGCGUACGGGCCGACGCACGCGCCCAGCUACUCCCCGGCGCCCACCUACGAGAGCUACCAGUAUCAGUACCAGCCUCAGCCAUCUUAUGGACACCAGCCGGCCUACGGACAUCAGCAGCCUGCUUACGGCCACCAGCAGCCUGCCUACGGACACCAGCCUGCCUACCCUGCAUGUCCUCACUACCCUGAGGACCCGGCCUGCAGCAAGAACAGCACCGACCCCUGGUGUCUCGAGGACUCCGAGUACCCCGAGUACGAGAUCAAGCACGCCAUCAGCUACAACAAACACAAGGUGCUGGAGCUGUACGCCGACGUGGCUGACCUCAACACCGAAAACUCGGUCGAGAGACUGACUGAGAUUGAGGAGGAGACGUACCUGUGUCCUUCCGAGGUGGGCUACGUCCGUCCUCUGAGGGCCGUCAACACCGACGGCAAGUGGAGGGUCAUCGUCAACAACAUCAAGGUCGACUAUGAGACGUUCACCCAGACGACGCGCAUCGAGAAGUGUCUGUCGGCCGGAGAGGCCUGUCCGCUGGUGCCGCAGUGCUACGAGUCCAGCUGCCUCCAGAAGUCCGUCUACCACAGGUUCCUGGUGUACGACCCGUGCGACCAGUACUUCCCCUUCGCCAUCGAGACCUUCCAGCUUCCCGCCUCGUGCGCCUGCUCCCUGGGAGCUUACGAAAUCUCCCACUAGAUGGCAGCAGCGAUACAGGCCUCUCGAUAACGCAAUAUCGACUGUAGGCACUGUCAAUGACUCCAUGGUGAUUGCAUUGUAACUUAUUUCGAGAGCUUUUGUAUUUAUUAUCGGAAGAUGCUUGUAGUAAUGUGUGGCGGUGAGCAUGCUAGCUAGGAGCUGUAUUUUUAUAGUUCUUGGUGUGAGUUGGUGUUUUGAUCUCGUGCUGGCGGCGCGGCGGCAGUCUCUGGGGGGAGAUUUUUACCAUCUGCGACUGGCCAUGCAGUUUUACGGAACAACGAACUCGACUGAGAUGUAUUAUUGCUAAUUAUUUACGAAUGCACGUGUUUCUGUGAUGGUUUUUAUCUGUGAUGGGGACUUGUCAAUACAAAAUGGACCAACUUCA